Messenger RNA from Mya arenaria, 5596 nucleotides. Its product is annotated as translation initiation factor IF-2-like. Gene Ontology annotation, biological process: translational initiation. Lineage: Eukaryota; Metazoa; Mollusca; Bivalvia; Myida; Myidae. The record is from RefSeq and is a predicted model, not a curated record. Gene Ontology annotation, molecular function: translation initiation factor activity; GTPase activity; GTP binding. The transcript has 16 exons. The coding region runs from base 166 to 4335 and encodes 1389 amino acids.
UGCUGCAAACCCAAUAGCUUAAAGCCAUUCAGCGUAUGGGAAAGAUACGUUCACACCAAUUCAAUUCACCGAGCUAAUUAUGUAAUAUUAAAUUUAACAAGAAAAUGUUUAUGGUGCAAGUUUGCUAUAUAGUAUAUUAUGUGAAAAUACUUAUAAGCAGACAAAAUGCUGCGCUGUCCUUUGAAACAUGUGAGGUCUGUGAGUUGGACUCUGAUACAGAAGCCAUCGAGUCUUCCAGUUACAAGAGGUGUGAGAGUUGUAGGCCCCCCUUCAACCUGCCACACAGUGUUUGCCCCUGUGAGUAGCUGGAUUCCUCAGAGGCAACAACAUGCUGCAAAACACGUUGAGUCUGUUGAAGAAUCUGAGAUAGGACAACAAAAAUUGGAAGAAAAUGUAAAGACCAUCUCAGAUGCAAAAAGAAAAAACAAUAAUAAAAAACGUGAAAUGAUGCAAGCAGCGUCAGAAGAGAUAACUGCAUUGAAAGAACUUCCACAAACAGUCAAUGAGCUGAGUGCUGCUUUAAGGAUCAGCCAACGUAAAGUCGAAGACACCAUUACAGCAAUUACUGGGGACAAAGAAAUCUUACAAAAUGAAAAAAUUGAAUUAGCCCUUGUAAUGCGGGUUGUCAAGAAGUUGGAUAGCACUGGGUCUCUUCUGUCCAAAAUCGACAAGUUACAGCCAGUGAAGUCAAGUUUAUUGUCAAAAAAGUCCUCAAAUAUAGAGACAAAGCCUAAAGGUGGUGUUCUGGCAAAAAAAUCUCAAGCAGGCGGUGAGAUUUCUGAGAAGAAAGAGUUGAUCUCAGGAACACGAAAACCUAUGGGUGGACUUCUGGCCAAAAAAUCACAAACCGCAUCUGAGCAGUCUGAAAAGAGUGAGAUUGUUUCUGGGACAGGAACCACAGAAAAUGAAAGUUUACGAAGGUUGACAAAAAUAAGUGAGCAAGUUAAAAAGAUGUUUUAUCCGUUGGCUCAAAAUAAAGCACUACCUACAUUUCCAAAGGAUGACAAACCAAGUGGAAAAAUUAAAGACAAAAGUCCAUCGAGUGAAGAUCAUGUUAUGUAUAAAACUGAUUUAGAUAAUAGCAGGAAUAAUGCGUUAGAGCGUCAAGUUAAUGUUCGGAAAGAAGCAAGGAAAGGUUUAUUGGACAGAAGAAAGUCAGAAACUGACUUAGUGGAAAGUGCAGAGGUGAAACCAAGGACAGGGUUAUUGGCAAAAAAAAAGCCAGAAACACAUUCAGUGGAAAGUUCAAAGCCAGAAACACAUUCAGUACAAAGUACAAAGCUUGAAAAACUUUUAGUGGAAAGUUCAAAGUUGGAAACACAUUCAGUGGAAAGUUCAAAGCCGGAAAUGAUUUCAGCGGAAAGUUCAAAGCCGGAAAUGAUUUCAGCGGAAAGUUCAAAGCUGGAAACUCAUUCAGUAGAAAGUACAGGUAGGAAACAAGAAGAACCAAGGAGAGGGUUAUUAACAAGAAAAAAGUCGGAAAGAGUAGAAAGUACCAAAAUAGAACAAUUUGAGCAAAGUAAUGGGUUAUUAACAAGAAAAAAGCCAGAAAGAGUGGAAAGUACCAUAGAGGAACAAAUUGAGUCAAGUAAAGAGUCAUUAGCCAAGAGAAAGCUGGAAACAGUGGAAAGUACCGGUGUAAAACAACUUGAACCAAAUGAAGCCUUAUUGACAAGAGAGCCAAAAACACACCCUAUUGAAAGUGCAGAACAGAAACGAUUAGAACAGAUUAAAGAUGUUGAAAAGUUGUUACAAGACAUAGUAAAAAGGAGUCAGAUAAGUGAAAAGCGUGAAGAAGGAAGGGUUGAAAUAGAAAUGAGAGACUUCAAAAACAUCUUGGAUACUUUGCAAGCAGUUUCACAUGAUUCAGUGAAGCAUGUUUCUGCUGGAACCACCUUACUCAAAGAUGAUGAAGACAUAUCUAAACAAAGUGAAACUGAAAGUAUUGUGGGAGAUAUUAAAGGUGAUAUUAGAACAGAAAUGUUGACAACUGAAUCUGCUGUAAAUGCAACAGGUGGUAAAGAGGAUGUUUUGCAUAGUGUUGAAGCAAUUCAACAAGAAACAAUUGAAGAAAAACAACCUGUUGAAGAACUAAAUAAGACCUCAACAGAAUUAAGUGGUUUGAAAGGUGUAUUGAAAUCCUUUAAACCACCCCCAGUUGUGGAAAAAGUGAGACCAUUUUCUGUGCAAAAUUUAUUUAAAGACGAGUCUCCAGAUAAAGAAAGUAUUUCGGAUUUAGAAACUUUCAUAGGUAAUGAUAAAGCCUCUGUUCAAGAAUUAAGUGAGAUGGUAAGAGGCAAACAUAAUAUGGAAAACAAACCUUCUCUAUUCAAAAGGACUUUAAAAGACAAUUCAACUCCAGUAAAAGAUGAAAUACCAAAUGAAGUUAUUGAUGAGUUUAAAAAUGUUCAACAAGAUGAAAAUAAUAAAACUAUGAAAGUAGACUUUUCUGAAUUUAAGAAUUCUUUAAGUAAGCUUAAAGAACUACAAAUGAAAAUUAGCAAAUCACAAAUGGAAGAAAAACCACAACUGACAAAUGAUAUAAACUCUGUUAAGCAUAACAUUGAAGACGAAACAAGCAUUGUAAAUAAUGGUAAAGAAAAUGUAACAGGCAAACAAAGCAAGGAUAGAACAAAAACUAUGCAAUCACCAAGAUUGGUCCCACGUCCUCCAGUGGUGACCAUCAUGGGGCAUGUGGACCAUGGAAAAACGACCCUGUUAGAUGCCCUCAGAAAUGCUAAUGUUGUGGAUUCGGAGUUUGGAGGAAUUACACAACAUAUAGGAGCAUUCACAGUAAAAUUGUCCUCAGACCAGUCCAUAACAUUCCUGGACACGCCGGGCCAUGCAGCAUUUUCGGCCAUGAGAGCACGCGGGGCGUCUGUGACAGACAUCAUUGUGCUAGUUGUGGCGGCGGAGGACGGAAUCAUGCCCCAGACCAUAGAAUCUAUACAACAUGCUCAGGCUGCCAACGUUCCCCUUAUUGUUGCCAUCAACAAAAUCGACAAGCCUAAAGCUGAUGUGGGUUCCAUAGUGAACACUCUGACCAGUUAUGGUGUAGUUGUUGAAGAUUUAGGCGGGGACGUCCAGAUGGUCCCUAUAUCAGCUCUCAAGGGUAUGAACUUGGACAAGCUUCAAGACUGUAUAGCUGGCCUGGCUGAGUUCCUGGAACUGAAAGGGGACGUUUCCUCACUCGUUGAGGCUUGUGUUAUAGAGACCCAUACAGACAUCGGGCUGGGUAGGACCUCAACCAUAGUGAUAGAGAAAGGAACACUGAGGAAGGGCGACUACUUGCUGUGUGGGUCGACAUUCACGAAGGUGCGCACAAUAUAUGGUAGUAAUCAGGAGGUUUUAAAGGAGGCAACGCCAGGAAUGCCUGUGAAAAUCGGGGGUUGGAAAGAACUGCCGGAGGUCGGGGAGCUCGUGCAACAGUAUGCCACUGAGAAAGAACUGAAGAUGGCAUUGGCAAGGAAUGAACAGAAAGAAAAGGAGGUCUUAGAAGAAACUGCAAUGGAGGAGGCAGGGAAAAAGAGGGAGUCAGAGAGAGAAGAAUACAUUGAAAUACGUGAACGCAGGCGUAUCCAGAAAGCAAAAUCAAGGAGAUGGAACCAUAAAACAAGGACAGCUUUUGAAGCAAUGAUUGAAACGGAGAAGAGAAAAAAAGAAAGAGAGGCUGAUCCUGGAAAUAUGGUUUUCCCAAUAAUUAUUAAAGGUGAUGUGUCUGGAUCAGUGGAGGCGAUAGUGGACUCAUUACAGACAUUCAACUCAGACCUUUGCGAGUUGGACAUUGUCCACUAUGGUGUGGGAAAUGUCACACAGGGUGACCUAGACCUGGCUGCAGUUGCAAAUGCGGACAUAUAUGCCUUUAACCUUGAUCCAGCAGCUUCCAAAAUGGGUGAAGAAAGCGCAAUCCGUAUUCGUCACCAUAAUGUGAUCUACCAUUUAUUUGCCGAGCUCAUUGAAUCAAUUAACAAGAAGCUGCCACAUCAAGACAAGGAGGAGAUCAUAGGAGAGGCAACGGUUAUGACGCCAUUUGAGGUGGUAAUAAACAAGCAGCCUGUUCAGGUGGCCGGUUGCCGAUGUACAUCUGGGCAACUGAUGAGGAGCAAGCGCUUCAGGCUUUUCAGGGGUGAAGAGGUCGUCUUUGAUGGUCCGCUGCACUCUUUGAAGCACCAUAAACAGGAAGUAAACAUCAUCAAGACGGACCAGGAGUGCGGUAUGUGCCUCGAAAAAAAUCUGAAGGCCGAGCCUGGGGAUCGUGUCGAGUGUUAUGACAUUAUACACAUCGAGCAGAAACUUGAUUGGAAACCGCAGUUUGAUGUGGACAGUCGACAUUGAUUUAAUUUUUUAACAACUUUGAUUCCGAUGUGUUAAUGAAUGAAAUUCUGUUAACGGCUUUGAAGAAAAUUUCGUCUAUGACAAACCACAGUUUGAAUUGGAAAGGUGAAGUUGAAUUUAAAUAAGGUCAUAAAUGCGGAUGAAUGAAAUUGUGUUUUAAUGAAUAUGAGACAUAUUUAUAAGUAUACAUGUAUAAAGCAAGAAUUGAACUGUGAUUAAGAGACCUGUACUGGUUUGCAUCAAUACAUAUGUACUUGAAUAAAUAUGUACAUUUUCCAAGAAUACAAGUGUAAGGGCAAGAGGGGUCUAAUGAUUUACAUUUUAAGUGUCCACCUUUUGCUUUAGAGUCUGUGGGUUUAAUCCCCACCAGGGGUACUUUCUCAAAUGGCCUCUGAAGGCUUCAGUACUAGUUUCUGCCAAGGAAACAUACUUCAGAGUGAUUUUAUAAGCUGUCAACUGAUUUUAACAAUUGAGCUUAAAGCUGCACUCUCAAAGAUUUAUCAUUUUGACAACUUUUUUAGUUUUAGUCUUGGAAUGUGCCAAUUUCUUUGUAAAUAUCUGCAAACCAGUGACUUAAGACUGCUGACAAAAGAUCAGAGUGCAGAUUUUCAUAUUUAAAAUUAACGUUUUAUGGCUAAAAGCGUUACUAACAGUUUAAGAAAAACGCAUAAAACAUCAAUUUUUGAACUAAAAUAAGAAAAUCUGAUUUUUUUGUCAGCUGUCUUAUAUCACUGGUUUUCAUGCAUACUCGCAUAAAUUGGCUCGUGCCAACAAAAAAUAAAAAAGUUGUUAAAACGUUCAAUCUGUGAGAGUGCAGCUUUAAAUAGAUAAAAAAAAUAAUCUUAUUAUAACAAUAAGAAUACCAGUUUAUUUCUGGUGUGAACUGUGAUGUUUGCACAUAUUAAUUUAAAACCUUCACAAGGUUUCACACUUAACCCUUAGGCUGCUGAUGGCAAUUUUAAAGGCUUUGCAAACAGCUUGGAACCAGACCAGACACCGAGUAACUCGACGCCUGGUCAGGUUCCAAGCUGUUUGCCACUCAGUCAAUAUAUCCCCAAAGUUUUAAAUAAAUUGAAAGAAAUUUAGAAUAAACCAGACGACAUUUUUGAGCAGACGACAAUUUACCCAGCAUGCAAAGGGUUAAAUUAUUUGCAACAGUUGUAAGAUUGUUCUUAUACCCAUGUGUCAAUACAAAAAUGGGUUAUUGUUUUUAUUAAAUGGCUUUAUUAUGUUUCAAAAUGAAAUAAAAAAUAUUAAAGUA